Molecule: messenger RNA, 1884 nt
Organism: Penicillium malachiteum
Lineage: Eukaryota; Fungi; Ascomycota; Eurotiomycetes; Eurotiales; Aspergillaceae
Gene: tom70
Product: putative mitochondrial outer membrane translocase receptor (TOM70)
Exons: 5
Coding region: 1-1884 (627 amino acids)
Biological process (GO): intracellular protein transport
Cellular component (GO): mitochondrial outer membrane
Molecular function (GO): protein binding; protein-transporting ATPase activity
Source: RefSeq, a predicted model, not a curated record
AUGUCGAGCGAGUCACCUUUAACACCCACCCAGAACGUGGUGCUGGACACUGCAAAGCUUCCCCCUGCGGGUGCUUCAUCAGUCUGGGAUCGCGUUUCUAAGUGGGUUUCAGAGAACAAGGCUCUGGUUUACACCAUUGCCGGUGUUGCUGUUGUUGUGACCAGUGCCGGAGUUGUCUACUAUCUGUCCGAUUCCAGCAAGCCUUCGACUCCUCCCGUACAGAAGAAGAGCAAGAACCAGAAGCGGAAAGAGAAGAAGAAGGCCGAGGAAGAGAAGAAGACAAAGACUGCCUCCGUGCAAGAAGAGUUUGUCGUCGAAAAGAAGGCCGAUGCGCCCGAGGAGCUCCCCGAGGUUGAUGAAGCCACUGUUGGUCAGCUUGAUGAGGAGACUCGCAAGGCCUACGCCGCCAAGUUGAAGGCUGCCGGAAACAAGGCCUACGGCGAAAAGGACUACCCUAAGGCCAUUGACCUGUACGGAAAGGCUAUCCUCUGCAAGCCCGACCCCGUUUUCUACUCGAACCGUGCUGCCUGCUACAAUGUCCAGUCGAACUGGGAGAAGGUUGUCGAGGACACCAGCGCCGCCCUCGCCAUGGACAGCGAAUACGUCAAGGCCCUGAACCGCCGCGCUAUCGCCUACGAGAACCUCGGCAAGUUCAGCGACGCUCUUCUCGACUUCACUGCUAGCUGCAUUAUCGAUGCUUUCUCCAACGAUGUCAGCCGUAACUCCCUCGAGCGCCUGCUGAAGAAGGUCGCCGAACAGAAGAGCCAGGCUAUCCUUGAGGCUCGCAAGAAGAAGCUGCCCAGUGCCACCUUUGUUUCCAACUACCUGCAGAGCUUCCGCCCCAAGCCCCUGCCUGAGGGUCUGGAGGAGUCUGCUGAAUUGACUGAGGAUUCUGGCAAGGCUCUCCUGCGCAAGGGUCUCAUUGCUAUGGCUCAGAAGACUGGCGAAGGUUAUGAGGAGGCUGCUGCCUCAUUUGAGAAGGCUCUUGAGGUUGGCGAUCUGGGUGACUUUGAGGCUCUUGCUCUUAACAUGCGUGCCACUUUCACAUACCUUGGCGGCAAUGCCCAAGGCGCUCUGGAGGACCUGAACAAGAGUGUUGAGCUGCAGCCAUCUCUGGCUCAGAGCUACAUCAAGCGUGCUAGCUUGCACCUUGAGCUUGGAAACAAGGACGCCGCUGCCGAUGACUUCGAGCUCGCUAUUAACAACGACAAAGAGGACCCCGAUAUCUACUACCACCGUGCCCAGCUUCACUUUAUCCUCGGCGAGUUUGCUGAAGCCGCCAAGGACUACCAGAAGUCAAUUGACCUCGACCGAUCCUUUAUCUUCUCCCACAUCCAGCUCGGUGUGACACAGUACAAGAUGGGCUCCGUUGCCUCCGCUAUGGCCACUUUCCGCCGCUCAGUGAAGAACUUUGAGGAGGUUCCUGAUGUCUACAACUACUACGGUGAACUUCUUCUCGACCAGCAGAACUACUCUGAGGCUAUUGAGAAGUUCGACAAGGCUGUGGAGAUGGAGAAGGCGAGCAAGCCCAUGGGUAUCAACGUUCUGCCUCUGAUCAACAAGGCUCUUGCUUUAUUCCAGUGGAAGCACGAUUUCCAGGAGGCCGAGAACCUCUGCCAGAAGGCUCUGAUCAUCGACCCCGAGUGUGACAUCGCCGUUGGCACCAUGGCCCAGCUCCUCCUUCAGCAGGGUAAGGUCUCUCAGGCUCUCAAGUACUUUGAGCGCGCUGCUGAGCUUGCUCGCACCGAGGGUGAGAUCAUUAACGCCAUCUCCUACGCCGAGGCCACCCGCACCCAACUCGAGGUCCAGGAGAAGUACCCUCAACUAGCUGCCCGCCUGAACGCUAUGGGUGGUAGCAUGGGUCCUGGUGCUCCUCCCAUGUAA